Molecule: messenger RNA, 2719 nt
Organism: Diatraea saccharalis (sugarcane borer)
Lineage: Eukaryota; Metazoa; Arthropoda; Insecta; Lepidoptera; Crambidae
Source: the annotation of a GenBank genome assembly
UAUAUUUUCACUCUAUCAUUUAUUUGGGAAUGUUGAUGUUUAAUAUUGUGCUAUUAAUCAAACAUAAUUAAUUACGCUUGUAUGUUAUUCCUCGCAGAUUUUGUAUGUUUUAUUUUGUUUAUUAUUAUUUGCAAACUAUCAAUUACAAUAAGUUUGUUGUAUACUAACAAGUACUUCCGAAGUUGAGAGAAAUUUUACAUUUUGUUAAUAAUAAAUAUUGAAACUGAGCCAUUUUUUUUAUAAUCGCAAAUAAACACAUUUGUUUUCUUUUUUAAAUUUAUAUAAAUUUCUCAUUUUCUUAUCCUCUGAAAUAUAAAAUAUUCUUAGUAUAAAUGUGGAAUUAACAUGGCAAAGUAACUGAGCGUGGUUUAUAUUUUAUAGUAUUUUCGGGUAAGACUACCGCUAUCAUAACGGUUAAAGUAAAUAAAAAAGAAUGGCUCAUUCACAGUCACCACUAAAUCUACCUAUUCGUGAUAUUUUUUUGGUGAAGGUUUUGCAUGUGUUUUUUUUAUUAACUUACAGUGUAAUUGCUGCCUCUAUCAAUAAUACUACGUUGCCUUUUUUGCUAUCCGAAUCAGAAAUUAUGUUAAAUGACACUACAUUCAUUGCUUCCGCGAUUGAUGUUUCGGAUAUAGCUAAUGCUAAGGAUUUUCCUACCGAACCACAGCCAUCUACGUCUAAUGCAGUCUCAGAUUAUGUUCAUAAUGAAACUUCAUUUAAUAACUACAAAGAAAAGAUAGAUGAUGUAGAUCUUUUUACUUUAAGUGAUUUAGGUGAUUCUGUUGCCGAUAUACCAUCAGAAUUAUACGAUAGCUCCAGUUCUGAUGAUAAUGUAACUUUAUCGACAAAUUGGCUUAGAAAAUACCUGAAGCCUCAGCCGAAACGGCAACAUAAAACUGAAGUUCUUCCUGAUGACAACAACCCCAGACCAAUUAAUACAGAUGAAAAAUCAAUUCAAGAAGAAAAUAAUAGUAUAUUUGUGGCAGAUUACCCUGGUCCAAUUUUUGCUAACAAACAAGAUGCACAGGAAAAUUAUAUUAAAAAAUCCAAAUGUUCUCUCAAACGAAAAAGUCGACACAUAAUGAUAAUUAACAGUUGUAAAAGUAAAUGCAGUCGUAAGUGUGCGUCAUUUUCACUUGGAAAUAGGAUUCAAAUUUGGCAUAAUUAUUGGGAACUUGAUUUUCGUUCACGACGUAACUUUUUAAACAAGUGUAUUCAAAUAACUGGCAUAAAAAAACGCAGAGUGAGUGAAACUGGCACUCCAGAAAUAAUCAAAAAGGAAUCUAGAUUCUUUUAUUUUCCUAAUAAUAAUAAUGAAUCUAUUCCUGUUUGCCGAAAAUUUUUUCUCGACACUUUAGGUUAUAAAACAGACGGCGUCAUUACGGAAAUAAGUAAUGCUAUAAAAAAAGGUAACAUCUAUGGUGGAGUAUUAAAAGACGGCAGAGGAGGUAACAGAAACGAAAUACCGAAGACUAUAAUUGAACAACAUAUCUUAAAUUAUAAACCAGUCGUCAGUCAUUAUCGAAGGCAAAAUGCCCCAAAUGUAAGAUAUUUACCGCGGAAUUUGACACUGAAGCAAAUGCAUGCCGACUUUAAAUUAAAAAAUCCAGAUUUUCGCUGUAGUGUAGAAGUUCAUCGACAAACAAUUAAAAGACUUAAUAUUUCAUUUAAUAUGCCAAAAGGCGAUAAGUGUGCGGAAUGUUCAUUUUAUGAAGAAGAAAUUAAGAAACAUACAGAUAAAAGUACUGAAGUGCCAGAAGAUAUUUUGACUAAACAAAAAGAACAUCAAGAAAAAGUUAAGUUAGCAAUAGAACGAUACAGACUAGAUGGAGCCAAAAGAAAUGAAAAUAGGACUAAAUAUUUUUGUAUGGACUUACAAAAAGUUGUCCUACUUCCAGAUAUGCCUCAAUACAAGGAUGCUUUCUUUUUAAGUCGUUUAGUAGCUUUUAAGCUUACUUUUGCCCCCAUUAAAAAAAAAUCGGAUGACAUGUCUGUAUGCGUGUUGUGGCACGAAGCGAUUGCUGGACGAGACGCCAGCAAUAUUGUAGACGCACUCAAAGCCUUUUUAUAUGACCAAAGGGAUGUACAGCAUUAUCACCUUUGGGCCGAUAAUUGUACUGCCCAAAAUAAAAAUUGGACUCUUUUCACUGCUAUGGUCAUGAUAGUUAAUAACGAAGCAAAUGAAAUCGAGUCAAUAACAAUUAAUUAUUUAACUAAAGGACACACUCAUAUGGCCGCUGAUGCAGUUCAUGCUAAUAUUGAGCAAAAAAUGAGACGUCAACGUGGUAUUUACGAUUUUGGAGAUUUUAAGGAUUGCGAGUUGAGAUCGAGAAAAAAUAUUAAAAUAUUAGAAAUUCAAAAUCGUCGUAACUGGCCUAAGAAAAAGAGAGCUGGUCGUUUUGGUGAAACUCUCAGAGAGUUUAAGUUAAAGUUUGUGGUCCAGGUCAAAUUCGUAAAGGGUUCAAGAAACCUAUUUUAUAAAACCAGGUUUGACGAAAAUUUUCAAGAAAUAGAAUUUUUACAAAAAAAAUUAAAUGUCAAUUAUUUUGCCCCCCCUGUCGAAGAACCUUGGGGAGUUAACCAAGCAAAGAAGGACGAUAUCAUCUCCAAAUUAGUACCGUUAAUGCCAGCGUCGAGAAAAGCUUUUUGGUAUAAUUUGCCUGUAAAUAACCAAUCAUUGGAUUUGUCUUUUUUUGGUCAAAUGGAAACAAUUGAUUAA